Triticum aestivum (bread wheat) is the source of this 610-nucleotide messenger RNA. Its product is annotated as 40S ribosomal protein S25-like. The transcript is spliced from 6 exons. Lineage: Eukaryota; Viridiplantae; Streptophyta; Magnoliopsida; Poales; Poaceae. The coding region runs from base 1 to 540 and encodes 179 amino acids. The record is from RefSeq and is a predicted model, not a curated record.
AUGGCAGGCGUUGGAGCGAGAUGUCAGAAAAGGCUGCGGCAGGAGAACGCGUGCCCCGACGCGCAGGUCGCGCGCGUAUGGCCACCUGACACCGCACUCCCCCGCCUCCGGUGUCCCCACGGCGUGUAUGCAAACGUGAAACACGCCGUGUGCCUGGGCGCAUUGCCGGUGUUCCACAGCGCCGUGAAGAAGGACAACAAGGCGGCGGCAUCCUCGUCGUCGGCGAAGCCCGCCAAUGCCGGCAGUGGGAAGCAGCAGCAGAAGAAGAAGAACUGGAGCAAGGGGAAGCAAAAGGAGAAGGUCAACAACGCCGUGCUGUUCGACCAGGCCACCUACGACAAACUGCUGUCCGAGGCGCCCAAGUACAAGCUCGUCACCCCCUCCGUCCUCUCUGAGCGCCUUAGGAUCAAUGCGUCCCUUCAUGGCGUGCCUGGAGGGAGGGGCAUCAAGGACCUGAUGGCAAGGGGGCUCGUGAGGGAGGUGUCCCUUCAUGCCAGCCAGCAGAUUUUCACCAGGGCUACCAAUGUACCAUCGAGUUAGUUAUAUUUGCUAGUGGCGUUUUUCUAGUCCAGCACUAGGCUAAUAAGAAAAUGAGUUGUAGAUUAAUAAA